AUGGAUGACAAACAAACAAUUGUCGUCAUUCCUCAGGCUACUGCUACUAUCCUAUCGAACAUGAUCAUUGUUGAUGUCGAAGUUGGUAGGAAAGAUACUGUAUCCGCCUCAAAAGCCGACCCGAUCCAGUUGUCGAUCUUCGGUCACCGAUUCAUGGGAGUUGCUGAGCAAAUGGGUCGCGCUCUUCAGAAAACAAGUGUGAGCACUAACAUUAAGGAACGCCUCGACUUUUCCUGCACAGUCUUCUCUCCUGAUGGCGGCCUUGUAGCUAAUGCCCCUCAUGUUCCCGCAAUGAGAUUCAAGAUUGGAAGUAUGGCAUUUGCUGUGAAGUGGCAGAUCGAGCACUGGGGUGAUAAUCUACGACCCGGAGAUGUUAUUCUCUCGAAUGCACCAGAAUGUGGCGGUACUCAUCUUCCUGAUCUGACAGUCAUUACCCCUAUAUUCGACAUCGAAGGAAAGAAGAUUAUUUUCUGGACCGCUUCUAGAGGACAUCAUGCUGAUAUUGGCGGUAUUCUGCCCGGGUCCAUGCCUCCUAAUUCAAAAGAGCUCUGGGAGGAGGGCGCAGUUAUCAAGGCUUUCAAGGUUGUCGAGGGUGGCGAGUUCAAAGAAGCAGAACUUACUGAACUUCUGAUGGCGCCAGCAAAGUCACCAGGUUGCCAGGGUACCAGAUGUCUUCGAGACAAUGUCUCCGAUAUCAAAGCCCAGGCUGCUGCAAACCACCGUGGAAGCCAGCUAAUCCAUUCACUGAUAAAAGACUAUGGUCUAGAAGCAGUGCAGUUCUACAUGGAGGAAAUACAAGGCGCCGCAGAACGCGCAGUGCGAGACAUGCUACGGACAAUUUACAAAUCCACGAGCGGGAAGCCCUUGGAAGCUGUUGACUACAUGGAUGAUGGUACACCGAUCCAGCUGAAAGUUACGAUCGACGGGUCCACAGGCGGUGCGAUCUUUGACUUCGAAGGCACUGGCCCCGAAGCUUAUGGAAAUUGGAACGCCCCCAUCGCAAUUUGCAACUCAUCUAUCAUCUUUGCACUACGCUGUAUGGUGAACAUGGAUAUCCCGCUCAAUCAAGGAGCCAUACGCCCCAUCGAUGUUCGUAUACCUGACUGCUCGCUCCUUAAGCCAUCAGAAGAUGCAGCUGUCUGCGCCGGAAACGUUCUAACCUCUCAACGUAUCGUUGAUGUGAUCUUCAAGGCUUUUAACGCAGUCGCAGCUAGUCAAGGAUGCAUGAAUAACCUCACCUUUGGAACGGACGACGAGGAGAAUGGCUUUGGGUACUACGAGACCAUCUGCGGCGGGUCUGGUGGUGGGCCAACCUGGGAUGGUACAAGUGGCGUGCAUACCAACAUGACCAACACGCGUAUCACAGAUCCUGAGGUCCUUGAGAGAAGAUACCCAGUUAUUCUGGAAAGAUUUUGUCUUCGAGAAGGAAGCGGAGGAAACGGAAAAUAUAGAGGUGGUGAUGGAAUCGUAAGGGACAUUGUCUUUCGCACCCCAACAAAGGUGUCUAUCCUGAGUGAACGGAGAACAUUCGCACCGUACGGGCUCGAAGGAGGGGAUGAUGGAAAGCGGGGCCAGAAUCUUUGGAUCAAGAAGACUGGCCGGGUGAUAAACUUGGGAGGCAAGAACACGGCAAUGAUGGAGGCGGGCGAUAGAAUCGUUAUUCUCUCUCCCGGUGGAGGUGGAUGGGGGAAGCCCAGCGCCGCUAAGAGCGAAGGUCACCCCUUGGAGAAGUUGGUCACAAAAGUGAAGCAGGGAUUUGUGGGUGUAGCUAAUGGAACCGUGGAUAUCAUCCAGUCUAUGGGCGAAUCUGCAUGA
Molecule: messenger RNA, 1815 nt
Organism: Phaeoacremonium minimum UCRPA7
Lineage: Eukaryota; Fungi; Ascomycota; Sordariomycetes; Togniniales; Togniniaceae
Product: putative hydantoinase b oxoprolinase protein
Exons: 6
Coding region: 1-1815 (604 amino acids)
Biological process (GO): glutathione metabolic process
Cellular component (GO): cytosol
Molecular function (GO): 5-oxoprolinase (ATP-hydrolyzing) activity
Source: RefSeq, a predicted model, not a curated record